AUGGAUAUGGAUCUCAAGCCUACAUUGCGAUUGAAGGUGGAAUCUAUUGCACCAGAAUAUGGUUUAUUCAAUCUCUCCUUUACAUCAUUUGUGCGAGCUUAUGGAUACCAUUCCAUUCUUUCAGCUAGCGAUUGCGUUGAAUCAAUCAGUGCAGUUCUCAAAGUGGCAACUGAAGUGAAGCUUGAUUUCCACACACUUCAUAGUGAAAUGGAAUGA
Melampsora larici-populina 98AG31 is the source of this 216-nucleotide messenger RNA. RefSeq lists its product as uncharacterized. The transcript has a single exon. The coding region runs from base 1 to 216 and encodes 71 amino acids. Gene Ontology annotation, biological process: DNA replication initiation. The record is from RefSeq and is a predicted model, not a curated record. Lineage: Eukaryota; Fungi; Basidiomycota; Pucciniomycetes; Pucciniales; Melampsoraceae.